This is a messenger RNA of Lolium perenne, 1183 nucleotides long. NCBI's taxonomy places the organism in Eukaryota, Viridiplantae, Streptophyta, Magnoliopsida, Poales, Poaceae. The record is from RefSeq and is a predicted model, not a curated record.
CACUCCGCCCAUCCCUCAACCUCAAAGUAGCCGAGCUAACCCUGAUCCCGACCCGUCGGUCUCACUCCCGAGGCCAACACCGUCGGUGACCUUGACGUCCUGCCUGACACAUCGCUGCCCGCCGCUGGAGCGAAAGUAUGUCCGAAAAGGCUGAGAAAGCGGUGUGGGAUGAUGCACAUGUGGUACACUUUAUUGGUAUUUGCAAAGAAGAGAUUAGUAAUGGAAACAGGCCAUUAGGCUUUCUCAAUCCAAUUGGUUGGAAAAAUCUUGUGGAGAAGUUCGAAGCAAGAACCGGGAAGAAGCUAACUAGAACUCAAUUGAAGAAUAAAUAGGACAGUAUGAAAAAAGAGUACACAUGGUUCAUGGAGUUGAAAAUUGCUGCUACUGGACUUGGAUGGGAUGAUGCAAAGCAAACUGUUGAUGCUUCCAAAGAAUGGUGGGAUGAACAUCUUCAGAGAUGCAAUAGUCCCGAGAAAGAUAUAAAAUGCAACCAUUUGAGGUACAGGAAGCGUGGACCGAAGUAUUUGGAUGAUAUGGAUGUGUUGUUCCAGAAGGCACAUGUAACAGGGGCUAGUGCAAGCUGUCCUGGAGAUAUAUCUAGUGAUGAAUGUAGUGAUGAUGAUGUGGCAGCGGUAGAUACAACUGAUAAGAGUGCUGAAAUAAAGUUAGCUUCCUUGAAGAAAGCAAAAGCAAACAAGAAGCGCAAGGAGUUAGCUAAUGACAAUGACGAGAAAGCUAACAAGAAGCGCAAGGAAUCCUCUAAUGCCAAUAAAGAGAAAGAUGAGAAGAGCCCCUUCUUUCGAACAUAUGCAGGCACAUGUGAAAAGAUAGGAUUUGCAGCUGAAAAGAUUUCCUCAAAUUUUGUAGCAUCAUCAGCUCCUCCAACAAACCAUGUACCUUCCAUUGCAGAUGUUAUGCAGAUGGCGAAAGAUUGUGGGGUGAAAGAAGGAACCGCUUUGAUGCAUACAACCACUAUGAUGAUCGUGAAGCCUGAUUUUAGAGAGAUCUUCAGCUUGCUUCAAACAAAAGAAGGACGAUUUGAUUUGCUACAGAGGGAGCAUGAAAAAGAGAUGAAGCGUGUGUAAAAUAUUUUAGUUAUCGUGUCAAACAUACAUGUCUAUUUGCUUGUCUUGUGUGAACCAUUUUUGUCUUGUCGUGCAUUUGUGUCUUGUCUCGUGUGAAC